Molecule: messenger RNA, 342 nt
Organism: Geodia barretti
Lineage: Eukaryota; Metazoa; Porifera; Demospongiae; Tetractinellida; Geodiidae
Source: the annotation of a GenBank genome assembly
AUGACUGACACCACGGAACCCAGCGACGCCUGGCGGGCGCAACUCGCUGCGAUGCCCUUUGAAGAGGUGUAUCGCCGGCUGGAGGAUACGGUAGCCCGCCUCGAGCAAGGGGAGCUAUCGUUGACCGACGCGGAGCGGCUUUACCAGGAAGGCAUGGAACUGGCCGGCCGGUGCCAGGAUCUGCUCACCGAAACCGAGUUGCGCAUCACCCAGAUUGGGGACGGUCGCGCCGCCGCAUCAACAAGUCCGGGGUUGCCGGCCGGCAACGACGACUGGGAUCCGCCGCCCCCGUUGGAACCGGAUGAUCCGUCCCUUUUUGACGAUGAUGACCCGCCAUUCUGA